This is a messenger RNA of Drosophila erecta, 2404 nucleotides long. RefSeq lists its product as uncharacterized. The transcript has a single exon. The record is from RefSeq and is a predicted model, not a curated record. NCBI's taxonomy places the organism in Eukaryota, Metazoa, Arthropoda, Insecta, Diptera, Drosophilidae. The coding region runs from base 135 to 2258 and encodes 707 amino acids.
CAGACAACACCUAAAUUUUAAAAUAAGCCUGUUUUAUUUUGGUUCCCAGAUUGAGCUUAACCGUAUUUAACCUUUGAACAAUAUUGGACCCGAAUCGAACACACACUCAAAACAAAGAAGGCGACUUUUCCGCAAUGAUGAGCACGUGGGCAGCGAAGCACCGAGGAUCUAGGAGGUCCGUGGCAGGUCAGAGCGUUUCAGAGCUCCCUGUGUGCCAGGAACCCGACCCGCUGAACACCUAUGUCGAGAAACCACUAACCAUGUACCAGUGGAUGCGCUGGACCAACUGCAAGACCCAUAAGCCGCACCUACAGGAAACAUACCCCUCAAUCCUGCCCCCAAUAUCCAGAUGCGACGAUGCCAAGACUCUGAAGUACGUUGAAAGCGCCAUGGAGGCCAACAAAUGCAAGGACUAUGUCAGGGAAGAUGUGCUGGCCGUGUGGAACCACAGUCCCCAGAAGGACUCCUUGGGGUGGUAUGGCGUUAGAUCGCGGUACUCGACUCCACAGGCCGCUUUCUAUGACCGCGCUUUGAAGAAAAGCCUACAGGCGGCUAGUCUGCUGCCAAAACCGCCGAAGAAGUCGAACAUAAGGCCAAAAUGGCAACUUGAGAAGAAGCCCCCCCAACCUGGCACUUUUGUCCUAAAUCGAAAAUGUCUGAAGGCAAAGCUCGACAGGAUGCCCAACGUAAAACGCCAACUGAAGUCAAACAACGUAUUCCUCUGGCUUCACUGUCCUCAGCCAGCGGAUGCUAGUCAUCCGUUUGAGGAUAGCGCCGGCUAUCCCGCGAUCAGCAGAGAACAGGCGCUGGACAUGGUGAAACCGGAAAGGCCCUCCAAGCAUGGCCUCAGACGUAAGCACUGGUACUGCCCCACCAAAUGCGGCGAGGUGGAGAACAAGUGCACCGACUACGAGUGGGCCAAGUACAAGAUGAAUCCCCGGCCCGACAACGAAGCCUUCCAGCGCGUGAUGGCCAACCAGAAGGGCUACAAGCAGCCGGAGCCCCGCAACUACGACGAACUGUACAAAUCGCUGGUAACUUGCUUCGUUCAAGACCCGAAUGGAAAGAAUGAUCUCUGCCAAGCGCUGGAGAAGUGCUGCAGGGAUCCCAAAGAUCCACCUACCCAGGGAUGCGGCGAGUUCGUACCAGAUGGCGCCGGAGGAGAUGGUGAGUCGGCAGUUAAUAAGGACAAGGGUAGGGAUAAGGACAUGGACGUUGACAAAGACGAGAAAAUUGACAAAGACGAGGACAAUGACAAAAACCAGCAAAGGGAUAAAGGGAAAAAGGGUGCUGGUCAUGGUGAUGGCGACAAUGACAAUGAAGGCUUCGGAGACGGUGAUGGUGGUGAUGGCGAUGGAAACGAAAGCGGGAAAGGAAAAGGAGGCCAGAACGAACAGGGCAAGCGCGAAAAGGGUGAUGGAGAAGGCAACAAGAGAUCUGAAAAAGAUGGAGGCGAAAAGAGUAAGGAAAAACCAAAAGAAGCCAUUGAAAAAGAAAAAGACAAAGAGAAAGACAAAGACAAAGACAAAGACAAAAACAAGGAGAAAAGCAAAGAAAAGAAAGCCAAAGAGCCGAAAAUUAGAUCCUCUGAGGACCCCCUAGUGCCCCAUAGUACAGAUACCAAUCCAGCGACUGAAGGAAGCCACACUGGUGUUGGCAAUUUCGGUGGCACUGGGGGCACGACCAAUAGCGAAAAAGAUUUGGACAAAAACAAGAACCAGUCCAACAGGACGAGCAGUAACAUAGAUCAAAAGCAGCAGAGAGACAAGGAGAUGGACCAGGGCAAAGGUAAGGACAAGGGCAUGAAAAAGAAGAGAGGCAAGAGGAAAAAGAAGACGGGGGACAAGGGUAAUGAUAAGGGCAAAAAUAAGGACAACCAGACCGAUGGCUGCCCUUGCGAGAUCUGCUGCCCGCCCAAAGAAGAGGACACUCCGCUGAUCAAGGAGAUGCGCCGGCGGGAUCGAGAGCGCCAGGUGCGCGAUUACCUCCGCCAAAUGCGUCAUCGCCAAUACAUGGAGUGCAAGGAGCGCAUAUACCCGAGCCCGCACCACAAGUGUGAUGCAAUCCAGUGCAGCAACCAGUUCUGCAGCAAUCCCCGCAUGCAGACUCAUUUCGCCAGAGUCCAGGCCGUUCGAAGCUUACAGCAGAUCCUGCAGAGAAGAAAUCGCCAAGGCGAUGUCAAAAUCUCCAACGAUCUGAAUUCACUAUUAACACGGCUUUGCAUUAGCCUGACAGGAAGUGAUAGUCCUUGCAAAUGACCCGGCCUCGACUGUGUUUGGUGAUGUUUAACGAGUCCGAGUCCGCAAUUGUAACUUGUGCUUGAGUUUUAGUGGUAUUAAUGUAUUGUGCUGAUUUAAAGCGAUCUUCAUUGCGUCCUUUAAAUAAACUAGAUUUCCUAGCCGAG